Messenger RNA from Paramecium octaurelia, 1172 nucleotides. NCBI's taxonomy places the organism in Eukaryota, Ciliophora, Oligohymenophorea, Peniculida, Parameciidae. The record is from the annotation of a GenBank genome assembly.
AUGAAUAUUCGCAAACCCCCCAGAGAGGGCCUUCGAUCCAUCGAAAACAAAGAAAACCUCCCUGACAAUUCCUCAAAACCCCCUCCAUUCAGAUUAACCAACUACAGACUCACAAAUCUCACCACCUACUUCAAAAUUAGAACUCCCAGUCGAGGCCGAGAAUUAGUCAAACUGGAAGACACCUUCAACACAAAAAAUGAAUAACGCUAUCUGAGUACCAAGGAAAGUCAAUAAUGCAAUGCACCAACCAAUAACACCAAUCUACAAUAAUUAAGACUUUCUUCCAAAAUACAGAGGAAGAGAAUCCAAGGCAAUCUGAGUGCCAAGGAUUCCACCAAUCACCAAGACUCCCUCUAUAAAUAGAUACCCUCCACAUGCGAUGAAAAGAUUUAUUCUAUAGGACCUAUAAUUGGAAAGGGUAGUUAUGCCAUCGUCAAAAUGGGAACUGACCGCCAAGGCAAUAAGGUUGCCAUCAAAAUGUACGACAAGGCAUUGCUCAAAGGUGAAAGGUUCAAUAACCUAAUCAAAGAAAUCAACACUCUCAGAAUUCUAUCUCACGAUCAAAUCACCAAAUUAUAUGAUGUCUAUCAUUACACUACUUACAUCAAUCUAGCGAUGGAAUAUUGCGGCACUGAGUCUCUAUAUCAACUCCUCAAGUCAACUCCCGCAAGAACUCUGCCCAAAGAAUUUGCACUUAACAUCAUACAUUAGUUACUCAAAAUCUUACAUUACAUCCACGAUAGGAAUGUAUGCCACAGAGAUAUCAAACUGGAAAAUAUCCUAAUACAAAAUAAACGAAUUAAACUCAUUGAUUUUGGUUUCAGUACAUUCACUAAUCAACCCAUAUCUUGUCAUUGUGGUACACCUAGUUAUAUGGCACCUGAAGUUGUCUCUAAGUUGAAAUAUGAUGGAAGAGCAGCAGACAUAUGGGCUACUGGAGUUCUACUUGUUGCUCUCUUGUAAGGGAGUUUUCCUUUCAAAGGAGAAAACGAAAGAGAAUUGUUUAAGAAAAUUAGGAACAAUGAAUCCAAUAUAACAAAUCAAGAUCGUGAUACAUAGAAACUAUUUUCGCGCAUUUUUGUGAUUGAUCCCUAUCAAAGAGCAACUGCAAAAGAAGUAUUUUAUAAUGACCUAUCAUUUAGCUAUUGUAAUUAGAUAUCUUUAAAAGUUGA